GGACAAGAGGUCACUGUGACUGAAACGACCGUUAUAGAGAUCACGUUAUCGCCGUCAUUGAGCAAUCUUGCCCAAGAUAUCGCGCUUCCCACAGGCCCAAAAGAUACACGCCGAAACUCUGUGCAUAAUUUCGAUCCAGGCAAUUUGUUUCUAAAGAAUACCCCUCUGCUCUAUCUCAUCAACCAAAGAAGACAACACCAUGACAGACGAAAAUGAACCAACCCCUGUCACUGACGGAGAAGAAUACGAAGAAGAAGAGGUUGUGGAAGACGAAGUGGAAGAAGAGGUUGUGGAGGAGGAAGAAGAAGUAGAGGAGGAAGUGGUGGAGGAGGAGGAAGAAGAGGAAGAGGUUGUCGAGGAGGAACCGGCUGCUGCCCCAGCCCCACCACCGCCUGCUGCUCAACCCAGAUCAUCUGAUGCAGAUGAUACGGAAAUCAACCCUCACGAGUGGAGCAAACCAGAUUGGACCAAAAAGCCAGUUUUGAAAGAAUCUGAGGUCGGAGAAGCGGCCAAGUCUGGAAUGAACUUGGCUGCCGAGAUUACACAUGUCAACAAGGAGAAAGAUGAAGGACGUGAUGUCAACUACGACGCGAAUCCGCUCUAUCUAAAGUCCACCGACAAGGGAAGUGAAGCCCGUGCUACAGGAGAUUUGCAAGCUCCCAUUACUAACAUUAGGGAAACCGGAGAUGACAAGUUGGCCUGGCAGAAACCAGACUGGGCCAAGAAAGGACCCAAUCUCAAGGGAACCGGAAAGGAUGCUGCGGCAGAUUUGCAAAAACCCAUUACUAACAUUGCCGAUGAAGCAGAAGGCGACGACAAACUGGCCUGGAAGAAACCAGAUUGGGCAAAAAAAGGACCAGGCUUGAAGAGCACUGGAAAGGGAGGACAGACUGAUCUACAGACUCCUAUCACCAACAUCAGUGAGGUGGCCGAAGGAGAUGACAAGCUUGCCUGGAAGAAACCAGACUGGGCCACAGGUGGCCCGAAACUAAAGUCUACGGCGAAGGGGGAAAAACUGAAGGAAAAAGGAAACUUGGAGAGGCCCAUCACCUUCCCGAAAGGGAAGAACUAGAGGGGUCCACUGCAUUGUUGUUCACCUUCUUUGAUCUGAGACUUGACGCCGCAGAAUUAUACAAAUGGAUGUACCGGCCAACGGUUUAGCUUAUUCCAACCAAUUAACAUAGAACUGGAUUGAUUUUUCACAUCUAGGACUUGUCUAUCUUCUCUGUCCUCACAGUUGGGGCCUACAUGCCACCGCCGAGUAUUCACUAGUUUCAGGGCUUGUUGAGCAUGCACCAAACUGAAGCAUCCUUGUGGCAGAUGGAGUUUCUAUCGGAA
Molecule: messenger RNA, 1338 nt
Organism: Seminavis robusta
Lineage: Eukaryota; Bacillariophyta; Bacillariophyceae; Naviculales; Naviculaceae
Source: the annotation of a GenBank genome assembly